AUGUUUUCCAAAAGAGCAGUCUACACCGAGAAGGGCCCUGCGCCCCUGGCUGGAAUCUACAACCAGGCGAUCAUCGCCAAGGACAUGGUCUAUUGCUCGGGCGUCAUCGCGACUGACCCUGCCACUGAUGACCUGGUCGAAGGCGAUAUCAAGGUCCACACGGUGGGUGAAACAGGAUUCUCUAUUCUUGCAGCCGGCGCUGAUGCGGCGGGCACCGAUAUCGACAAUGUCGUCAAGGUGACGGUGUACCUGUCUAACAUGGAGGAAUUUGACGCAAUGAACUCGGUCUACUCGCAAUACUGGGGCAAUGUCAAGCCGUGUCGCACGUAG
Thyridium curvatum is the source of this 330-nucleotide messenger RNA. RefSeq lists its product as uncharacterized. Gene Ontology annotation, molecular function: deaminase activity. Bases 1 to 330 code for a protein of 109 amino acids. Lineage: Eukaryota; Fungi; Ascomycota; Sordariomycetes; Thyridiales; Thyridiaceae. The record is from RefSeq and is a predicted model, not a curated record. Gene Ontology annotation, cellular component: cytosol; mitochondrion. The transcript is spliced from 2 exons.